Molecule: messenger RNA, 1935 nt
Organism: Naegleria gruberi
Lineage: Eukaryota; Heterolobosea; Eutetramitea; Acrasida; Naegleriidae
Exons: 2
Biological process (GO): protein phosphorylation
Molecular function (GO): protein kinase activity; ATP binding
Source: RefSeq, a predicted model, not a curated record
UUCGUUUCGAAUAGAGCUGCAAAUGGAGGUGUAUUUUAUUUGAAAGGAGCUACAUUUUCAGAUUUCAACUCUGAGUUCAUUUCAAAUGAAGCACUUUCUGGAUUUUUCGAUUGUAAUAACCUUGUAGAAUGUGGAAGUGGAGGAAUAGUUUAUUCAGAUUCGUAUGGUUUUUUCAGUAAAUCAAAGUUUCAAAACAAUCAUGCAGUGAAAGGAGGGAUUUGUUUUAAUGAGUGCUUGUUUGGAGAAUCCAAUCAAUUUAUUAAUAAUAAGGCAAGCUAUUCUGGAGAUGUGGUUUUCUAUGGAACCUUGCCGAAUCAAGAACCUAAACUUUCCAUUACUCAUAUUGGAUCUAGAAAUUUGCAAAGUGUAGAGUAUAGAAUUAUUGGAAGAGAAACUCCAUUCAGUUCUAAUGAAUUCAAUAUCAUUUCUCUCUAUCCAGGCCAAUCUGUAACUGUCUCAUUUUCACUAAUUGACUAUUUCAAUAAUACUUUACAAAAUUCCCUAACUCCUCCUUCCAUUUCCUUAAAUUCAAACAGUACACACAGAAUUGUUACAAAUUCAUUAGAUCUCUAUAACAAUACUGUAUUCAAUAUCUUUAUUCAAAAUACGAAACUGACUGACAAACAAGAACUUGUGAAUGUGACAGUUCAAUUUGUAGACAGAGAUUUUUCAUUUAAAAUUGGAAUUCAAGUGGAGAAGUGUCCUUUUGAUUAUUCAAUUGAUACUUCCACAGGAGUUUGUGUUUUCAAAGCACAUACUGCAAUUAUUUUGGCAGCUGUUUUCGGAUUUACCAUUUUAUUGGUGCUAUUAAUUAUUGGAAUUGUGUCAUGCAUUAAAAUAGUUCAGACCCUCAUCAAGUUCUAUAACAGAGAACGAAAGGAGAAGAAAAUUGCUUUUAAAUUAAUUGACAAGCAAUUCGUAUUUGGAGAUGAAUCACCACUCUUGAUUAAUUUACUGACCUCCAAUGCUAGUAAUAUUAUUAUUCCAAUAGAAGAUAUUGAAAUUGUAAAGAGAAUUGGGGAAGGAGCGAUGGGUACUGUUUUUUUAGCAAAUUGGAACGAAACUAAAGUUGCGCUGAAAAGUAUCAAGACUGAAAGUAGUGAGAUAUCCAAUGAUGAGUUUGAACAUGAGGCAAGCCUUUUGAAUAGCUUGAGGCAUCCAAGUAUUGUGAGGUUUUAUGGGGUUACCCUUUCGAAUACUAACAAGUAUAUGGUUGUGGAAUAUUUGGAAAAUGGAAGUUUAGAUUCUAUUAUUGCACAAUGCAAAUGUGGAAGGAAAAAUCUUGAUUUGAAAAGUAAGAUUGAAAUUUUGAAAGGAAUUGCAAGUGGUAUGGAUUAUUUACAUUCACUGAAACCAAGAGCACUCAUUCAUAGAGAUUUGAAACCAGGCAAUAUUUUACUAGAUUCAAAUUUGAAUCCCAAAGUAUGUGAUUUUGGAUUAUCCAAAUUGACUUCAAGUUCAGGAAGCUCAACCAUGACAAUGAACUUGGGAACUUUUCUGUAUAUGGCUCCAGAAAUUAUUGGAAGUGGACAUGAAAUUGGAAGUGCAAUUGAUGUUUAUAGUUUUAGUAUGAUAAUGUAUGAAUUAUUCUUUGAGGAGAAACCUUACUAUCCUUCGAAUUCGAUCAAGAUGAGGAAAGUCAUUUCGAAUACAUUGGAUAGUAGAGAAGGAGAUCUGCAACAAUUUUCCUUUUCAAUACCAAUGAGAGUAGUGAAAGGUGAGAGACCAGAUAUUCCCUGGAAUAACUCAACUGAGCUAGAAACUUGGAUUGGAGAAUAUGUGAAAUCAAUCGAAAGUGAUUUAAAUUAUUCGAAAGUAUGCUCUCAAUACAUUGACCUCAUGAAACAAUGUUGGGAUCAAAAUCCCCACAACAGACCAACCUUCAAACAAAUAACUCAAGCAUUGAAUCAAUUAAUCUUCACAAUCCAUCUUUAA